Messenger RNA from Scylla paramamosain (green mud crab), 1383 nucleotides. RefSeq lists its product as uncharacterized. Lineage: Eukaryota; Metazoa; Arthropoda; Malacostraca; Decapoda; Portunidae. The record is from RefSeq and is a predicted model, not a curated record. The transcript is spliced from 3 exons. The coding region runs from base 16 to 468 and encodes 150 amino acids.
GUGGUGGCCACAGCAAUGUUCCGGAUAUUUGGCCGCCGCAAAUCUGCAGCCGAGGGGGAAGAGACAGCAGAUGCUGUAGAGGCAACUGAAGAGAAACCUGAAGUAUCUCAAGAUGGCUUUGUGCUUUUAGAUGAUUCAACCCAACUCAAUAAUGGAUAUGGUCCUCCUCCUGGGUAUACUGUUGGUGGAGCUAAUGCUUUCCUCCCAUAUGGUCUUGAACCAAAGAAUGGUGUCACCACACAGAGAUCAAUGAGUUUUGAGGCCAUGAGCGCCAUUGAUGGCAUCCCCUUUAAAUUUGGCUCAAAUGUACUGCUAGAAGAAAUGAUACGUCCAUCUUCCACUACCUCCACAGAAGACAUAAUGGCAAAAAUCAGAUCCUUCAAUUGGGAUGAUUAUGAGUACAGCUUUGAGCUUGAGAAGAGCAUCAUGAGAGAAUUUGAAAGCACAGAAGAACAUAAAAAUGAAUGAAAAUAUGGAUCCAUUUUUGGCAGUUUAUUUGAGUUUCAUAACGUUGCUAUGCUUAUUUGAAUAAUGUAUAAUGCUAUUUAUACAUAUGCACUGUCACAGCACAUUUGCCAGAACUUUUGUACUUGUAUAUUUUUUUAAUUACAAUGUUUAAGUAAUUAAAUAUUUAAACAUAGGAAUCCACUUGUAUAACAUUGUAAGCUGUUGUAUUUUUAUACAGAUUCUACUCAGCAACCAUUGCAAUGAAUGUGUACAAAAUGUUUUUGUUGUUGGAUGCAAACUUGAUAGUAUAUUUUGAAUAAAAUCAUGUAGUAUCUGUAACUAGAUUUACAUGAGUGACAAGAUCUUGUCUCCUGUUCUGCCAGGCUAGAAAUCAUUCCUUGUGUUAAAAGCAUGCACUUGGAGUGAACUCUCAGCUUUGUAAUGGAAGGAAAGGAGCUGGUCUACCAAACUGUUCACAUGUUUAGCAUUGUUUACACUUUUAACAACCAUACAUAGAAGUUUUCACUCAAUCAGUGUCAGGACUCAGUGAUAUGACUUAGUUUCUAGUCAGAGGAUAUUAAAAAGCGCUUAUCUGUUUAACAUUAGGUUAGGUAAAUAAUGCCUCAAGAAAAAAAUAUAUGCAUUAUUAUCUAUCUAUAUUUCCAGCACCGGCCCAUAACUUUUCUGGCAUUACCACACUGCUUGGUCAAAACAUCACUGUCAUCUCCCUACAGUACUCACCCACUCUGUUUAUCCAUUUUAUAUUGUGUAUAUCAAGAUAUUGUUAUCUUACUGUUAUGAAAAUUAUAUGCUUCUUUAUUGAUAGAUUAUAUAGCUUAUGUAAAAAGAUUUUUUAUUUUGAAAUAAGUAGUUACCAGAAUUAUUGUACAAUUUUUAAUGCAUUAUUUGUUAGAUAAAUAAAGACUGCCUAAAUAA